Messenger RNA from Phycomyces blakesleeanus NRRL 1555(-), 1233 nucleotides. RefSeq names its product GPI transamidase Gab1. Lineage: Eukaryota; Fungi; Mucoromycota; Mucoromycetes; Mucorales; Phycomycetaceae. The record is from RefSeq and is a predicted model, not a curated record. The transcript has 8 exons. Gene Ontology annotation, cellular component: GPI-anchor transamidase complex; membrane. The coding region runs from base 1 to 1233 and encodes 410 amino acids. Gene Ontology annotation, biological process: attachment of GPI anchor to protein; protein localization to cell surface.
AUGUUCAUGAGAUCACUUGGUGGAUGGAGAGAUUGGCCCAUUUAUGGGUGUGCAAUCGCACUAAGACUUGUACUCUUUAGUAUCUCGUCUGUAGCAACAACACUUGGUCAACGCGUAGAGUUAGUUACACCCGUGACGAGCUUCAAGCGACUAACUGAAGGAGUCCAUCUCUAUGAAAGCAAUGUCCCACCCUAUGAUGGUGGUCUUGUUCAUCAAUCUCCAUUAUUACUUGCACUAUUCUCAUUUCUGAAUGACUUGCCGAGCAUCACAAUUCCUUUGUUGUACAGUAUAUUAGAUGUUGUGAUUGCUCAUGCUCUUCAAAAGAUCUGCAAGGCAAAACAAGCACGCGACAAAGGAAAGCCAAAGUUAGCUGUCGAGACAGGGCCGUCGAUUUCGCCUUCUGCAGUAUCAGCCCUGUACCUGUUUAAUCCUUUUACUAUUCUCUCGUGUGUAUCCAAAUCCACAAUAUUAUUCACCAACCUUAGUAUUGUUAUGGCUCUUCUUUGGGCAUCUCUUGACAAUGCUGUGGCGUCUAUGUUCUGGAUUUCCAUGGCAUCUUAUCUGAGCUUUUAUCCUGUCAUGCUUGUUGCCCCUCUGGCCCUCUUGCUCAAGUCACGGGCUACAUCUGUCGUCUCGCUGUUCAUGGGAUGGUCGGUGUUGCUCUUGGCAGUUUCUCGUCUGAUAAUUGGAUCAUGGGAGUUUAUGAGAGAAACUUACGGAGUCAUCAUUUUAUUAUCAGAUCUGACGCCAAAUAUUGGAAUGUUUUGGUACUUCUUUAUCGAGAUAUUUGAUCAGUUCAGAUCAUUCUUUAUGGUCGUUUUCCAGUUACAUUCAUUCAUAUUUGUAGCUCCUCUGUGUAUCAAACUGAGAGAUUCGCCUGUAUUUGUAAUAAUUGUGCUUUGUGGAAUAAUGUCCGUUUUCAAAAGCUACCCUUCAGUGGGUGAUGCGGCCUUGUAUCUCGGAUUGGUUCCUCUUCACGAUGAAGUAUUCAAAUAUUGCCGAUACGGAUUCCUUGUGUCGAACCUGUUUCUGUACGCCUCAGUAUUAGCACCUAUCUUUUGGCAUCUGUGGAUUUAUGCUGGCAGUGGAAAUGCCAAUUUCUUUUAUGCAAUCACACUUGUGUACAAUCUUGGUCAGAUCUUAUUGUUAAUCGAUCUUGUUUAUUCGGCUCUAAGAAGAGCAUUUGAUGUAGCUCAUCCAGAAGCAAUUGGAAAACAGGUUAUACGUCGUUAA